GAUGAGAGCCUGUCCCCGCUGGCAAAGAAGAAGAGGGUCCUGCCGUGCCAUCUGGUGCCCACUGCCUGCCGCAGCACUGAUGCCAAGGGGGCCCCUUUCUGGAAUCACCUGCUUCCCACUGCCAAGAGCUCUGCGGAUUGCACUGCGGUUGGGAGGAGGCUGAAGAGUGGGCUGCGCCUCAAAUCGCGACAUCUCCGGACCAGCCUCCGCAGGGGUACCAGGUCCUCCGCAGCACCCUGGGCCAACAGCACUGUCAGCCGCGCUCUGCUGGGCAACUUCGAGGAGUCCAUCCUGAAGGGGCGCUUUGCACCGUCGGGGAGGAUCGAGGGGUUCAUGGCGGAGAUUGGUGCCAGUGGCUCGUACUGCCCCCAGCACGUCACCCUGCCUGUUGACGUCACCUACUUCGACAUCUCUGAACACAGCGUGCCCUCACCUUUCCUGGGAGUGAUUGACUUGGAGGCCUUGGGAAAGAAGGGUUACAAUGUCCCCAAAGCUGGAACCAUCCAAGUGACCUUAUUUAACCCCAACAAGACUGUGGUGAAGAUGUUCUUGGUGACAUACGACUUCCAGGACAUGCCGGCCAACCACAUGACCGUCUUACGCCAUCGUAUCUCUGUGGGGGAGGAGGAGGGGGCCACCAUGGCCCCCAGCAACCCGCUGGGCACUGGCCCACCCCGCAGGGUCCUCUGCUACCUGAUGCACCUAAGGUUUCACAGCUCCAAGUCAGGGAAGAUCUACCUUCAUGACGACAUCCGGCUGCUUUUCUCUCGCAAGUCAAUCGAGGUCGAUUCGGGGAUCCCCUACGAACUGAAAUCCUUCACGGAGAUGCCGAGGAACCCCUGCUACUCGCCCCGGGCCUGA
Mesitornis unicolor (brown roatelo) is the source of this 861-nucleotide messenger RNA. RefSeq names its product family with sequence similarity 214, member B (gene ATOSB). The transcript is spliced from 7 exons. The record is from RefSeq and is a predicted model, not a curated record. Lineage: Eukaryota; Metazoa; Chordata; Aves; Mesitornithiformes; Mesitornithidae. The annotation marks the transcript as partial.